GCGUGGUACUUACUAUGCCCGGACUUCUGUCAUUUUAUGCGUCCAAAACGCAUGCACUCAGCCCCUAUUUCCCCGCCAGUGUAUACGACCGAUUGAUCCCUGAGCUGGUUCCUAAAUGGCCAAGCUUAUAUGAUGAGAUAUUUUUUUUCCGAUUCCGCGACCCAUUUCAUUGUGACUCAUCGCCGGGUCUGUGAUGUAGGACGGAAGUAUUUUCAUAAAAUUUGGAGUUUGGAGUUUGGAGUUUGUAUUUCAAAUUUUACACUUCAAGGACUUUAAGUCUGGAGUGAAAAUGAGCCAAACCAACGUACCCGAAGACGUCAAAGAACGCAUCAAAGCGUCCUACGACACUAUCGCACCGAAAUAUAACGAAUGGACGGUGAAACACAUUCCUCUGCGGCAGGAGUAUGCAGCAAAAGUCUUUGGGUUUCUAUCUGCUUCAGGUUCUUCGCAACAACCCCGCUUCCUCGAGCUCGGCUGCGGCGCUGGACUGCCCAUCACACAAAAGCUUCUAUCGUGCCCAGAAGCUCAUGUUACUGCUAAUGACAUAUCGACCACCCAGAUCGAACUUGCAAGGAAUAAUCUACUCGGGGCUGCAGAAGAAAAUGCUGGAAACUCGGGACGUUUGACUCUCAUCGAGGGAGAUAUGACAAAGCUCUCAUUUGCCGACCAAUCCUUCGAUGCUAUAUUAGCCUUCUACAGCUUGAUACACCUCCCUCGUACAGAACAGACCGAGAUGAUUGGAAAGAUUGCACGGUGGUUGAAGCCAGGCGGCUACCUAGUUGCCAACUUUGCUGAUAGUGACAUGGAGGCAGUUGUAAGGGAGAAAUGGCUUGAUAAGAAUGACUGGAUGUUUUGGAGUAGCUGGGGUAAAGACGAGACGUUGAAAAUAAUAGAGGAAGCCGGAUUGAAAGUCGUAGUCAGCGACGUAAGGAAGGAUGAGGUUAAUUCUUCGUUUCUUUGGGUCGUUGGGAAGCGAUAAUGUGAUUUAAGGAUGAUAUUGCUCCUAUCUAUUGGCGGCUUUUUAGUCUGUGAUUUGGUAGGAAGUUUUGCGCUGCAUUUUAUCAUCCGAUGUACCUAACGAACGAACUAUGAUCUGUUUUAUUCUUAGGUAGUUUCCCCAGCUCCAAACUUUGAAGGAGCCGUGGUUAAGCCCUAUAUAAUUAGUAAUGAUUGUAUUGGCCUUGUAGUGAUGAUAUGAUAGCAUUUAGGCUAACCUCCUAUAAAUUAUUUAUCAAACUUUCAAAUUCGAAUCGUCUCCAGUUAUAUUCCGGUAAUCUUUUUGUUGAUGGCAUGACGGCUCAUGUAAGAUAACUUUAGCUGAGGAGAAGAAAAGGGGCGUUGUUAAUUGUCGUAUAUU
This is a messenger RNA of Daldinia loculata, 1357 nucleotides long. Its product is annotated as S-adenosyl-L-methionine-dependent methyltransferase. The record is from RefSeq and is a predicted model, not a curated record. The transcript has a single exon. The coding region runs from base 290 to 979 and encodes 229 amino acids. Lineage: Eukaryota; Fungi; Ascomycota; Sordariomycetes; Xylariales; Hypoxylaceae.